This is a messenger RNA of Drosophila biarmipes, 786 nucleotides long. RefSeq lists its product as uncharacterized. Gene Ontology annotation, molecular function: structural constituent of chitin-based larval cuticle. The record is from RefSeq and is a predicted model, not a curated record. The transcript has 2 exons. Lineage: Eukaryota; Metazoa; Arthropoda; Insecta; Diptera; Drosophilidae. Bases 89 to 622 code for a protein of 177 amino acids. Gene Ontology annotation, cellular component: chitin-based extracellular matrix.
CAACGCGCGACAGCACACAGGCCAAGUCCGACACACAAGACCCCAGCGCCCCACACACCCCACCCCCAAGUCGCACAUCCGGUGAAAAAUGGCCACUUCCGGUCUGAUCCUGCUCUCCGUCUUCCUCCUGAGCGCCACCCUCACUUCCGCCCAGCAGAUCAGGGAACAGGAGAAGCAAAAGGAGGAGAUGUCGGAGCGGGGCGCGCGAUUACUGGAUCGGUUCGAUAACCGAUACCCCGACGGGAGCUACGAGUAUCGGUUCGAGCUGGACGACGGAACGGCGCGGUACGAGCGCGGAUACUUCGCCAGGAUCAACAACGUGAAGACCCUCAUGGUCGUGGGCUACUACGCGUACCGGAUGACCGACGGGCGCUACAUCACCGUGUUUUACAACGCCGAUCAGUUUGGCUAUCGGCAGAAUCAGUCGAUCACGCCACAAGAGUAUCCCGACCUGCCGCGCUCCAUCGAGGUGCCCAUGGCCAGCGAGUCGUCCGGCUCCGGCUCCGACGCCGACUCCGUUUCCGACUCCCGAUCCCGGCUGGAGUCCCUGGGAAACCCCUCCGCAACGACCACGACGACAACGCCCCGGGGGGCGGGGACGAGUCGCAGGGGCCGCUACUGAGACCCCGUAAUUGCACACCAUCCUCAUUAUUAUUAUGGCUCCUCCAUCGUUUUUUUUUGUGCCCCGACUACUCGUAUUAUAUUAUUAUGAAUUUUAUUUUUUUUCACUUUUUGUGUUCAAUGAAAUGGAAUUAAAAAAGAAUAAAAAUUUAUUAAGGCAAAGCA